AAACAUAGAGGCUGUGCAAGUGUUCAUCUAUAGUUUUGGUCAUAGCGUAGCCAUAGUUAUUGUUGACUUAUAUCCCCUGCCGCUAUCUGAAACUUAAGCAAAGUUCACUCAAAGCUCCAUUAAAAUGGAAUCAAGAACAAAACCCAUCUUCUUCCUCUUCUCAAUUCUCUAUUUUCUCUCUCUUCUCUUCAUCUCAAUCACAGCAACCCAAAACCCAUCUUCAUCAAUCAUUUCCAGAUUCCAAGAAUACCUUCGAAUUAACACUGCUCAACCAAACCCCAAUUACUAUGAAGCUUCUGAUUUUAUUCUAUCUCAAGCUAAUUCUUUAUCCCUUGAAUCUCAGACUAUUGAAUUUGUCAAAAAUAAACCCUUAAUUUUGCUCAAAUGGUCUGGAAAAAACCCUAAUUUGCCCUCAGUUAUCCUUAAUUCUCACACCGAUGUUGUUCCGGUUGAAUCCCAAAAAUGGACUUAUGACCCUUUUGGUGCUCAUAUCGAUCCUCAGGGCAAUAUUUAUGCCAGAGGUUCUCAGGAUAUGAAAUGUGUGGGUUUACAGUAUUUGGAAGCUAUUCGGAAGCUGAAGGAUUCUGGGUUUGAGCCCACUCGUACCAUUUAUUUGACCUUUGUUCCGGAUGAAGAGAUUGGAGGGCAUGAUGGGGUGGAAAAGUUGGCCGAGUCUGAUUUGUUUAAAAAAAUGAAUGUGGCCUUUGUUCUAGAUGAGGGACUUGCAUCACCAGGAGAAAAGUAUCGGGCAUUUUAUGCAGAGAGAUCACCGAUGUGGACAGUGAUCAAGGCUACAGGAGCUCCUGGACAUGGCGCUAAGUUGUAUGAUAAUACAGCAAUGGAGAAUUUGUUAAAGAGUAUUGAGAUCAUAAGGAGAUAUCGAGCGACACAAUUCGAUAUGGUAAAGGCUGGCUUGAAAGCUGAAGGAGAAGUGGUUUCGGUGAAUAUGGCGUUUCUGAAAGCUGGCACUCGAACUCCAACUGGUUUUGUCAUGAACUUGCAACCUUCUGAAGCUGAAGCAGGUUUUGAUAUUCGGGUUCCACCAACAGCUGAUCAAGAAGCCCUUUUAAGGCGUAUCGCUGAGGAGUGGGCUCCUGCUUCACGAAACAUGACAUUUGAGUAUGGGCAGUUUAAGCAGAAGCAAUCUGUGCUUGACAACUUCGGUAACCCAGCUGUCACUACUUCUGACAAUUCGAACCCCUGGUGGGCCCUUUUAGAAGAGGCUGUUCGCAGUGCUGGUGGAGAACUUGAAAAGCCAGAAAUUUUCCCUGCUUCUACAGAUUGUCGUUACUUUAGGCGACAAGGCCUACCUGCUAUAGGUUUCUCUCCUAUGGCAAAUACUCCAAUUCUACUACAUGACCACAAUGAGUUUUUAAAUGAAGCAGAGUAUCUAAAAGGAGUCGACAUAUAUGUGUCUAUUAUCAAAGCUUAUGCAUCUUAUGCUGAGCAUGCUGAAGCUAAAGGUUCCAUCUCCAAAGAUGAAUUAUGAGAGGUAUUUUCUCUUAGAAGACCCAAGACUCUGCAUCACUAUUCUUUGGAGGAUUGCACUCUUCCAAUUUCAAGUACUUCCUAUUACAUAGCAUGUCAGAAUGAUCUGUUGCUGAAACAGUCAGGUGUUUUGUUUACCUGGUGACGACUUCAAUUGAUUCAGCUUCAUCUGUGUAAAUUUGGAACUUCCAACUUCAUUUUUUAGGUUUCACAAACUUACCGGUUUAUUGAUGUUAUUAGCACGGCCAAAGUGCAGAACUGAAAUCACUGACAGCUGUGUAUUAAGUUUUCUCCUUUCCAUACGACUGAUAUGAGUACUCCAUUUCGAAAUAACAAUUACACUUUAGCCAUUUCGAAAUAAUGAUUACGCUCCCUUUAGCCGUUCUGUAAUAUAUGACCCAUGUUACUUUAUUACCCCCAUUUUCUGUAUCGUUACUUACUGCAUUCCACUAUUAUACCGGGA
This is a messenger RNA of Chenopodium quinoa (quinoa), 1951 nucleotides long. RefSeq names its product aminoacylase-1-like. Gene Ontology annotation, biological process: amino acid metabolic process. The transcript is spliced from 5 exons. Gene Ontology annotation, cellular component: cytoplasm. Bases 125 to 1489 code for a protein of 454 amino acids. NCBI's taxonomy places the organism in Eukaryota, Viridiplantae, Streptophyta, Magnoliopsida, Caryophyllales, Amaranthaceae. Gene Ontology annotation, molecular function: aminoacylase activity. The record is from RefSeq and is a predicted model, not a curated record.